Messenger RNA from Prorocentrum cordatum, 1327 nucleotides. NCBI's taxonomy places the organism in Eukaryota, Dinophyceae, Prorocentrales, Prorocentraceae. The record is from the annotation of a GenBank genome assembly.
GGGGAAGGAGAGCGCUGCCCCUUCCGGAGAACAAGCAAGCGGCAUCAUCACCACGGCCGCGGGGAGCCCCAGGGGUAAAGGGACCCUCCCCGGUGGUGCGGCCACCCCGCGAUGCAGGGGCCCGCUCGAGCCCUCUUCGACUCUGCUCCUCGUGGUGGCAUCGUGCACCUGCUCGCCGACGUGACCCAAUGGCGGUGGUGCCGAUCCUGCCCCCCUCCUUGCCAUCGCUCGGCCGUCCAGUCCCCGUGCCUCUUUCGCCGUCGCGCGUGCAGAUAUUCAUCGCGAGCUGAUCCAAUAUCGAUGCCAAGACUCCGGCGCGCCCCCGACCGUGGCAGCCCGUCGGCGGCGGCGGAGACCUCGGUGCGUGCGGCGGCAGCGGGCCGAGGCCUCCGCGUUUCUCCCUCGGGGGCCGCCGGCCGCACGCGGCCGCCCUGGAGCGGGUCAUUGAGCUCUGCACGGGUAUUCGGCGAUGGAUCGCUGCGCGCUCACAGGAUGCCGCGCCACCGGGCCGAGGGUGCAGAUUGCCGCUCCUAUAGCGAGUUGUUCGGGAAGGCGCGGCGAACACACCGCUUCGGGGAUACUUCUCGAACUGAUGACGCGGCCCACACCCUGGCAAGGACAGAUGCCCGACGUGCCAGCACCCUUGGGGGGAAAUGAACGGGGGAGGAGGAAGGGAGAUACAGGAACAAGGAGGAGCAAGUACGAGCGAGGAGGUCCGGCAGGCGCGCCCAGCACGACGUUGCGCCCGGGGCGUGCGUGCAGGGCGAUGCCCCCCCGCCGUCUGCCGGAAUGCCGGGAAAAAACGCCCACGGAGGCCGCGGCACGUGCGCGAGGCACCCGCGUGGAGGUCCUACACCCUGCGAAAUGCUUAAGAAAUCAUGGGUUAAGAAAUUCAUACAUGCACACGCCCCAGCGAUCGCAGCCUUUGGGCCUCCUGGAGGCCGUCGUCGCCACGGCCCGCCGUGGCCGGAGCGCGCGGCGCGGCCGCGGCAGCAGCGACGGCCGGCGUGCACUGGCCUGCAGCUCCUGCCGACGCCCGCGCAGCAGCGCGCCCGGCCGGGGGCCAUCUGCGCGGCCCUCGCGCGGCGCAAUUAGCCUCAAAUCGGUCAGCCCCCCGCCGAGGGCAGGAGGGCCCGUGCACGAGCAAAAAGGGGCCCAGGGCCUCCUACCGCUCGGACAGGCACGCCCCGCGCCUUUCUCGGCGGCGUGCCCCGUCGGCGCUCGCUUCUGGCAAGAUGACCCAGGACGCUCCUCGAUGGCCCCAGCCGGGAAAUUGCUCACGCCCGAGCGAUGCCGCAAGAAUGGCCCUGGCCGAGCAGUGGCGUAA